Messenger RNA from Micropterus dolomieu (smallmouth bass), 2011 nucleotides. Its product is annotated as peptidase M20 domain-containing protein 2-like. Lineage: Eukaryota; Metazoa; Chordata; Actinopteri; Centrarchiformes; Centrarchidae. The coding region runs from base 29 to 1279 and encodes 416 amino acids. The transcript has 7 exons. Gene Ontology annotation, molecular function: dipeptidase activity. The record is from RefSeq and is a predicted model, not a curated record.
UACAACUUCGCACAAUACCUACGUGUCUAUGAGUGAAACUUCAAGACUGUCAGACGACAUGGUGAAGCGACAGCAGAUGAAGGACACCCUCCAGCUGUGCAUAGACAGACGUAAAGACGAUCUGCAUAGUUUGGGUCGGGACAUUUGGAGCCGACCUGAACUCGCAGGAAACGAGACGCAUGCGCAUGAGAGGCUGGUCCGCUUCUUCUCGCAGGAGCAGACAUGGAGGGUCGAAAGUCACUACAAGCUACCGACCGCAUUCCGGGCCAUCUGGGGUCCGGUCGGUGGCGGGGAGGGCGAGCCGGUGCUGAACGUGGGGUUCCUGUGCGAGUACGACGCGCUGCCAGGUAUCGGGCACGCGUGCGGGCACAACCUGAUAGCAGAGGUGGGAGCUGCCGCUGCUGUAGGGCUGAAAGCUGCUUUAGAAAACCAGACUGAACUCCCUGUCCCAGUGAAGAUAACUGUUCUGGGAACUCCUGCAGAGGAGGCUAUAGGAGGAAAGCUUGAUCUGAUCAAGGCGGGGGCCUUCGCUGACAUCGACCUCGUCUUCAUGGCUCACCCUGCUCAGCAAGAUGCUUCAUUCCUGCCCUGCGUCGCACUCGAUGAGAUGUCAGUGAAGUACCACGGGAAGGCAUCUCAUGCUUCUGCAUACCCUUGGGAGGGGGUGAAUUCCCUGGAUGCUGCUGUGCUGGCCUACAACAACCUCUCUGCACUCAGACAGCAGCUCAAACCGGAGUGGAGGCUUCAUGGCAUCAUCAAACAUGGAGGGGUGAAGCCAAACAUCAUCCCUGCCUACUCGGAGUUAGAGUUUUAUCUGCGCACACCGCUGGUUAAGGAUCUUUGUGACCUGAAGGCCAAAGCGGAGGCAUGCUUCAGGGCAGCGGCUGUUGCCACAGGCUGCCAAGUGGAGAUAGUCUACCCCACAGGUGCCUACUAUAACAUUCUGCCUAAUGCUACUUUGGCUAGCCUAUAUGAAAGUAAUGGAAAAGCUUUGGGGAUUCAGUUUCCAGAGGAGCCAGCCAACUUCUCUGGUUCUACAGACUUUGGCAACGUAUCAUUCAUCGUCCCUGGUAUCCACCCUUUCUUUUACAUCUGCACUGACGCGUUAAACCACACUGAGGACUACACCGAAGCAGCAGGAGCUGAAAAGGCCCAGUUGUUCACCCUGAGGACAGCCAAAGCCCUGGCUAUGACAGCUGUGGAUGUAGUGUGCUGCCCUGUUCUGCUGAGGCAAGUGAGAGAGGACUUCAGCCUCGCCAAACUGAAACAGGAGAAAUGACUAGAAGAGAAUGAUACAGCUUUAACAGCUCCAUAAAAACAAUGAUUUUAAAACAGAAACUAUAGGAAAACAAUAUUAGUUAGCCUUUUGGCUAACACUGGUACAUAGACAGUGAUGUUGAUCAGUGUGCAUUGGUAGAAAAUGUCUCAUCAUAUAAAUACUUAGGCACUCUUUUUGAUGACCAUCUUGAGUUUGAUAGAAACACCACCGCCAUUGUGAAGAGGGGACAAUCUCCUCUAUCUCCUCCGCAAACUAAACUCCUUUUCUGUCAUGCCGGUCAUCCUGUGUAGAUUUUAUCAGUCUUUUAUUGAGAGUCUUUUAAGUUUUUCUUUUAUCUUUUGGUUUCACAGUCUGACAGUUAAAGACAGGAACAGUUUGAACAACAUUGUAAAGAUCUGUUCUAAAAUCAUCAGAGUGAAACAGAGAGACCUUAAUGCCUUCUAUAACCAACAAAUAGUCUGGAAGGCAAUAAGUAUUUUCCUCUGGCAGGUGAAUUCUCUCUGUUGCCUUCUGGACGUGAUCAUGCACUACCUGUGUGCAAGACGCCACUCCAAAUCUUUUAUUCCUUCGGCGAUCAGACUUUUAAACUCCCUGUAGGUCCUUUUUUGGGGUUUCAAAUGUGCACAUACUGGCUGCUUGUAUGUUGUGAAUGUUGUGUGUUAUGUAUUGUUGCAAACAUGCUGCUCUUAACCAAUUGCCCCUAGUGGUAUUAAUAAAGUUGACUGAAUAGAA